Messenger RNA from Nicotiana tabacum (common tobacco), 333 nucleotides. The record is from the annotation of a RefSeq genome assembly. Lineage: Eukaryota; Viridiplantae; Streptophyta; Magnoliopsida; Solanales; Solanaceae.
AUGUUGAUGAUCUCAUUGUUUCCGCGAGCGCAUCCUUCAUUUCCAAGCUUUAUUUCUAUCGUAAUUUUUCCAUCUGGGCGCCUCGCCUAUUCAUUCUUUUUUGGGGUGUAUAAAGCCACGGAGCGAUUCAGGCAUCUAUCUUAUUGUAUUGACGCAAUUGGAAGAUCAGGAUUUCUCCCUGCCGCUCAAGCGGGAUCAGAUCGGGCUUUAGCGAGAACAGCUGUAAUUGAAUCGGGAACGGAAAGACUUCACUUCAACUCAAUAAAUGACGUCUACUUCGUAAGUGCUAAGGCAAAAUAUAUCACCGAAAGGAAAGGUGAUAGGGGAGCCUAG